Messenger RNA from Letharia columbiana, 1494 nucleotides. RefSeq lists its product as uncharacterized. Lineage: Eukaryota; Fungi; Ascomycota; Lecanoromycetes; Lecanorales; Parmeliaceae. The transcript has 2 exons. The coding region runs from base 1 to 1494 and encodes 497 amino acids. The record is from RefSeq and is a predicted model, not a curated record.
AUGGGUUUACGAAUGUUUUGCGAGCCUGACGCCAGCGACUCCAAGACCACUAUUAAAGCAGAUCCUACGGCCCCGGCGCGAUCAGCCAUUCGACGCCAACGCACCGUUAGAUACAGCCCAAACGCUCGCGAUCAUCAAUCAACCCUCUCCACACUACUGUCCCAUAGCCGAAAUCGCUCCCAAGGUCCCAUGCGAGUGCUAGCGGAUCGACGCUCACUGCUCGAGGAUAUACGCCGACAAGAUCGAAGCGCCACUUCAUCGAUAUCUAAUCCUACCGAUGCUCAUGAUGUCGAAGCAGAGGCAGACCUAGCACAUUCUGAAGCAAGCCAGCGCAGCCGCUUAGAGAGUGGGCGCGCACUGCUGAGAGAUGCGCUGAGCUACGAGCGCCCUGGCCGGCGCCUGAGGAUUUCUCGACAAACAACAUUUUCCGAAGCCCCUACAGCGACAGCCCUUUGGCGGCCAGUUGGCGCCGAGGAUAUUGAAGCAUCACAGACCUCAGCCAGGGCAGAUGAAGCAAGGUCGCCGCCUCCGCGAUAUUUGCCAACACCCUCUUACACGUCAGGCGACACCUCAAAUCGGUCCACUCUAUAUGUUCCCUCGCCGCCGUUGGGUACCGCCUUGCUCACUCCUAGAUUCGCACCAGCUCAUAGGCUAGAUGGCGAGGACGAAGCUCGAGCUAACGCCGUGCGCGAGGAAGUCCUCGCGCGGCUCUCGUCAAGAAUGGCGGAAAUGAUGGAUAGCGGUGAGCGCGGCGGCAUCGCAACACACGCUGCGCAGAUCGCGAGAAUGAGGGAUCUCGACCAAGAUGCGCUUACAUCAGAGGUACGCGAGCAAGAAGCAGCGUAUCUAGAAUUGGUAGAGACGCGUUUGGAGCUGAUGCGCAGAGUGAGAGACCAUGACUUGGCUGAGCUUCCUCGUCUACGUCGGAUGAGUCGUCCUAUCCAAGCAAUACCAAGGCCUGCACGUAGGCGUCAUCAUCAGAGCAAUUUUGACGGCCUUGGUGACCGGGAGCGAAGCUUCAGUCCGGAUGACGAUCAAUGGGAGACUAUCCUCACAACCAUACCACCAGAUGAAAGGGUUCCUAGCGCCCAUUCUUCUUUCACGUCAGCGGCGGCGUCGUCGACUUCACCCUCAUCCAAUCCCACAUCAUCGUACGGUACUGUGGUUACGGCACCUUCCACCAAUACUGAAGUUGAAGCCUGUCCAGCGGAGUACGACGACUCCGAGGACGACUCUGUUGACGCAUUCGACGCGCAAGUUGCACAAGUUGAGAGCCAAGCCAAUCGCAUUGAAGCACUGUCUCAGAGACUGGAUCAGCAGCAAUAUCGGGACGAGCAUCUUGCGAGGCGUAGGCGGAUGUUAGAACGAGAACAGGAAUUGCAGCAGAUGGAGGCCAACCUACACAGACUUGAAGGACAGAUUUCCGAAGAACGCCCAGUUGCCGCAGGAAGACACGUGGGUACGGGUGGGCGCACACUUCGAGAGAGACUGUGA